This is a messenger RNA of Triticum turgidum subsp. durum (durum wheat), 576 nucleotides long. The record is from the annotation of a GenBank genome assembly. NCBI's taxonomy places the organism in Eukaryota, Viridiplantae, Streptophyta, Magnoliopsida, Poales, Poaceae.
AUGUUGUAUUACAUCAGGGUCGAUCACGGGGGCUCUUUCCACACGUAUCCUUAUGCGGGCGGGCCGUUUCAGAGCCUAGAUGAAGCUGACAAAGCCAUGGAUCGCUAUUUUCUUGAACAUAGGGACCCAAAACUGUUAAUGCACCAAGGUGGGGUUUCUUCACUGGAAAUGGCCAUAGAAGCAGCUCUUUACUGGCCUGAUGGCGCAAGGAAGCGUUCAAAGUCAGAUCACGCUGAGAGAGCCCGUAAUGGAAGGCGCCGAUUACUUCAAGCUUUGGUGGACAAGCAUAACGAGGAUCACAGUCUUUUGGGGGAUUUUGCGUAUGAACUCAAAGAUGUUGUGGAGUGCAAAGUAUUCAGUGAGAAGCGUGGGUGGUACUAUCAUCUCAAUUUCACUUUGACUAAAGGAGCUGAUCGUGGCAUCGAAGAUCUAUUCUUUGUCGAAGUCAAAUAUGUGCGACCAGUAAAACAAGAACUGUCAGUCAGCUGCUUCUGCAUGAUUAAACCUACCGAUAACGGUAAUGCUAUACCCUCCCCUUAUAUCAAGUAUUGCCUUUGGUGGGUGGCACUAAGUUGA